Lithohypha guttulata is the source of this 495-nucleotide messenger RNA. RefSeq lists its product as uncharacterized. The transcript has 2 exons. Gene Ontology annotation, molecular function: ribosome binding. NCBI's taxonomy places the organism in Eukaryota, Fungi, Ascomycota, Eurotiomycetes, Chaetothyriales, Trichomeriaceae. Gene Ontology annotation, cellular component: Cbp3p-Cbp6 complex; mitochondrion. The coding region runs from base 1 to 495 and encodes 164 amino acids. Gene Ontology annotation, biological process: mitochondrial respiratory chain complex III assembly. The record is from RefSeq and is a predicted model, not a curated record.
AUGCGACAAUUGACCCUGAACAUAGCCCCGAACGGCCGAAGUGGCGAGAGUCUGGAGGGUCAGGUGCUGUUUGCAAACAAGGAAGGUCAAGCACAGAUUGCCCUGAGGCACUGGCAGCGAAUCAUCUCACGAUGGCCCAUCGACAAAGUGAGACCAGAGGCAGUUUCCUUUCAAGCUUUAAUGAAGAAGAGACUCGAAAGGUAUCAGAAUCCGUCUAGCGCGAAUACGAUUACGAAGGUGCAAGGUACCGAAGCCAACGCAGCACCAAUCAACCUCACAUGGAAUGAGAACAGAGAAAUGAAGCAAACGAACGUCCUCUAUGCUCUUCUUGAGAAUCGCUUCCAGAAAGAGUCGCCUCUACCAGAUAGAUUGAGAUAUCCAGCCAGCGAGGUCAAUCACUAUGAUAUGAUUAUUAAAGAGAGCGAGCGUGCUCCAAGCAGAAGCUUUCUAGACAAGCUUACAAACAGAUUGAAGGGCAUGAUCAGGUUACGAUAG